CCAACAAAUACCCUUUUAAACAGUACCCUUUUGUUUGGUUGUAGUAGGAUCUUUGCUUCUCCUCCAUUUUAACACAAGCCACAGGAGAAUCUCUAUCUAUAUCCUGCAACCUUCAUCCCCACAUUGUUCUUCCUCCAUUUCCGGCGAAACCCAGUUCAGGGUUUGUUUUCCGGCCACUCUCCUGUUGUUCUUUUCAUUAGGGGCAAAUAAUGGCUCAGAUUUUAGCUCCAUCCACUCAAUGGCAACUGAGAACUAAACAUACUUCAAUGAGUUCUAACCCCAUUACCUCUAAGAUGUGGAGUUCCAUACUUCUGAAGCAGAACAAGAAAGGAGCAGUAAAAAGCUCUGCAAAAUUCAGAGUCUUGUCUGUCAAAUCUGAAGGUGGCACUAUCAACAGGAUGGAAGAUCUGCUAAAUCUGGAUGUCACACCGUAUUCCGACAAGAUUAUUGCUGAAUAUAUCUGGAUUGGAGGAUCUGGCAUUGAUUUGCGUAGUAAGUCAAGGACUAUAUCAAAGCCUGUUGAACAUCCAUCUGAGCUACCCAAGUGGAACUAUGAUGGAUCUAGUACUGGGCAAGCACCUGGAGAAGACAGUGAAGUUAUUCUAUAUCCUCAAGCAAUUUUCAAGGAUCCCUUCCGUGGUGGCAACAACAUUUUGGUGAUUUGUGAUGCAUACACACCAGCAGGCGUGCCCAUCCCUACAAACAAACGACACAGAGCUGCCGAGAUUUUCAGCAAUAAGAAAGUUGUGGAUGAAAUUCCUUGGUAUGGUAUAGAGCAAGAGUACACCCUACUUCAGACAAAUGUGAAGUGGCCUUUAGGUUGGCCAGUUGGAGCUUAUCCAGGUCCUCAGGGCCCUUAUUACUGUGGUGUUGGAGCUGAUAAGUCGUUCGGUCGAGACAUAUCAGAUGCCCACUACAAGGCUUGUUUAUAUGCUGGAAUCAAUAUUAGUGGCACCAACGGAGAAGUUAUGCCUGGCCAGUGGGAGUAUCAAGUUGGUCCUAGUGUUGGGAUCGAAGCUGGAGAUCAUAUUUGGUGUUCUAGAUACAUUCUUGAGAGGAUCACUGAGCAAGCUGGGGUAGUUCUCUCACUUGAUCCAAAACCAAUUGAGGGUGACUGGAAUGGAGCUGGAUGCCACACCAAUUACAGUACAAAGAGCAUGAGAGAGGAAGGAGGCUUUGAAGUUAUAAAGAAGGCAAUUCUGAAUCUGUCUCUUCGCCAUAAGGAGCAUAUCAGUGCUUAUGGAGAAGGAAAUGAGAGAAGGUUGACAGGAAAGCACGAAACAGCAAGUAUCAACACCUUUUCCUGGGGAGUGGCUAACCGUGGCUGUUCAAUCCGUGUGGGACGUGACACCGAGAAGCAAGGCAAAGGUUAUUUGGAAGACCGACGUCCUGCUUCAAACAUGGACCCAUAUGUUGUGACCUCACUACUAGCAGAAACAACCAUACUGUGGGAGCCAACACUUGAAGCCGAAGCACUGGCUGCUCAGAAACUGUCAUUGAAGGUCUAAAGCCAAUGAGUCAUUUGGUUUUGAGGGCAAAGUUCUAAGUUGAUUAGCAUAAUUUACCAAAACCUGGCAAAGAAUUUCCCUCAUUCUGUUAGAUAAUGCAGAGAAGACCUUUUGUAAAUAAAGGUCUUGAAGUCUUCCAGUCAGCUUUUCAGAACAAUCAUACAUCCAAAAAAAUAAUCUUUUGAAGCAACAAAAAAAACCUUCAUCUGUGUACUUUGCAGAUAGUGUUUGACUUGUUUCUGAUUGAAAUUUAUGUGAUGUCAGAUGUUCAUUUUAUUUGAAUGUUUAUUCAAUUGGAUUCAUACAGUGCCCCCUUCAUCCAGUUACCAUCUGGUUAUGAAUUUAUGCAUACAUUUUUCUUCU
This is a messenger RNA of Benincasa hispida (wax gourd), 1871 nucleotides long. It is a transcript of the gene GS2, whose product is annotated as glutamine synthetase 2. Gene Ontology annotation, cellular component: cytoplasm. Gene Ontology annotation, molecular function: glutamine synthetase activity. NCBI's taxonomy places the organism in Eukaryota, Viridiplantae, Streptophyta, Magnoliopsida, Cucurbitales, Cucurbitaceae. The record is from RefSeq and is a predicted model, not a curated record.